AUGGCUCAAGCUACGAGGGCGGCUCAACUUGAAGCGACGGUUGAACAACUGGAACGUCUUUUGGUGAUGGAUGUUGUAGAGCCCCCUAGUGUGUAUGCUAUGGUGGCUGAUUUGGCCCAGAGGGUCGAGAAAAUUGAAAGAUGGGUGGAAGCAAUUGCUGCCCAGUCGGUUGAAGGGUUGCGGGGGGAGCUGAACGUCGUGCAACGGGGUCAUGAUGAGAGGGCAUCAAGGCUGGAGUUUGAAGAAAACUCAAGUGCAAUUGGAGCACUGCAAAUGGAUGUCGCGUUGUUGAAAUGGGCAGUGUCCAGAGCUAUGGACUUGGGCCAGGAAGUGAAGGUACCGGAGCAGGAUAAGUUCACGGUGAUGGGAACAACGUGUUACGGGUUAAAUGCAACGGACUUGGGUGGAGGAUGCCCGAGUGUGUCUGAGGAAAUUGCAAUGGGUGCUUUGAGGGCAUCAGCUCUUGGAGCAGGAACGGUGGGUUGUGAAAUCCCAUGGGGCUGCUUACAAGGAUGCAGCCGGGUUGUAGGUUUUGCUACGAAUUGCCGGGUGUCAAGGCAGGUUGUCCCGAGAAAAGCUAGCAGGUGCCCAGGAAUGCCGGUAGCUGGGUGCUUGGACCGAGAAAAGCAAGCAUGUGGCCGAGAAAAGCUAGCUGGUGAGCGAGUUUUGGUGCAACGGUCUGGGAAAGUUGUUUGGCACGAGUUAGUGUUGUUUGCUGGGGAACGGCUUGCUGGCACACGGUGGGCUGGAAUCCCACGAGGCUACAUGGUGGAUUGUAGCCGGGUUGCUGAUUUUGUGCAACGGGUGCGUGGAAGCAUCGGGCAGCUUGUCCCGAGAAAAGCUAGCAGGUGCCGAGGAAUGCCGGUAGCUGGGUGCUUGGACCGAGAAAAGCAAGCAUGUGGCCGAGAAAAGCUAGCUGGUGAGCGAGUUUUGGUGCAACGGUCCGGGAAAGUUGUUUGGCACGAGUUAGUGUUGUUUGUAUGGAAAAGAGACCGAAGCGAGCAGGCUGUGUAA
This is a messenger RNA of Oldenlandia corymbosa var. corymbosa, 1014 nucleotides long. The record is from the annotation of a GenBank genome assembly. NCBI's taxonomy places the organism in Eukaryota, Viridiplantae, Streptophyta, Magnoliopsida, Gentianales, Rubiaceae.